CGGCGCGGCCGGAGCCCGGGGCGCGCACUCCGCCCGGCCCGGGCCCCAGCAUGGCCGAGCCGCUACUCAGGAAAACCUUCUCCCGCCUUCGGGGCCGGGAGAAACUUCCCCGGAAAAAGUCGGACGCGAAGGAGCGCGGCCGCCCAGCCCAGCGCCCGGAGCCCAGUCCUCCAGAACCAGAGCCCCAGGCCCCGGAAGGAUCCCAGGCUGGAGCAGAGGGGCCCCCCAGCCCCGAGGCAUCUCGGAGCCCGGCUCGGGGUGCCUACCUGCAGAGCCUGGAGCCCAGCAGCCGCCGAUGGGUGCUGGGCGGGGCCAAGCCACCAGAUGAGGCCACCUUGGGGCCCGGGGCAGCUGGCAGUAGGGAGCCUGCUGGUGAGAUCUGGUACAACCCCAUCCCUGAGGAGGACCCCAGACUCUCGGCACCUGAGCUCCCAGGCCCACAGCCAGGCUCAGCUGAGCCGGAGAGCCUGGCCUCCCCAGGCGCAGCCCCCGCCAGUCCCCCAAACAAAGCCUCCCGCACCAAGUCCCCAGGCCCGGCCAGGCGCCUCUCAAUGAAGAUGAAGAAGCUGCCUGAGCUGCGGCGCCGCCUGAGUCUGCGGAGCACCCGGGCUGGCCGAGAGCGUGAGCGAGCCGCCCCCGCGGGGUCCGUCAUCAGCCGUUACCACCUGGACAGCAGCGUGGGGACCCCGGGGCGGGCGGCAGUGUCUGAGGGCGCACGGGGCCUGAGGGCCGGUUACCUCAGUGAUGGCGACUCUCCUGAGCGCCCAGCGGGGCCCCCGUCGCCCACCGCCUUCCGCCCCUAUGAGGUGGGCCCAUCGGCCCGGACGCCCCCCACUGCACUCUGGGGCCGCCUCAGCCUGCACCUGUACGGGCUGGGGGGGCUGCGACCGGCACCUGGGGCCACUCCGCGAGACCUCUGCUGCCUGCUGCAGGUGGAUGGGGUGGCCCGGGCCCGAACGGGGCCGCUGCGUGGGGGGCCAGACUUCCUGCGGCUGGACCACACCUUCCACCUGGAACUCGAGGCCGCGCGGCUGCUGCGGGCCCUGGUGCUGGCGUGGGACCCCGGCGUUCGGCGGCACCGGCCCUGCGCCCAGGGUACUGUGCUGCUGCCCACGGUUUUCCGAGGGUGCGAGGCCCAGCAGCUGGCUGUGCGCCUGGAGCCCCAAGGGCUGCUCUAUGCCAAGCUGACCCUGUCGGAGCAACAGGAAGCACCAGGCACAGCUGAGCCCCGAGUCUUCGGGCUGCCCCUGCCGCUGCUCGUGGAGCGGGAGCAGUCCCCGGGCCAGGUGCCCCUCAUCAUCCAGAAGUGUGUUGGGCAGAUCGAGCGCCGAGGGCUACGGGUAGUGGGGCUGUACCGUCUGUGCGGCUCAGCAGCCGUGAAGAAAGAGCUUCGAGAUGCCUUUGAGCGGGACAGUGCAGCUGUCUGCCUCUCCGAGGACCUGUACCCCGAUAUCAAUGUCAUCACUGGCAUCCUCAAGGAUUAUCUUCGGGAGUUGCCUACCCCGCUCAUCACCCAGCCCCUCUAUCAGGUGGUGUUGGAGGCCAUGGCCCGAGAGCCCCCAAGCAGGGCUCCUUCCAGCACUGAGGGCACCCGUGGGCUCCUCAGCUGCCUGCCAGAUGUGGAAAGGGCUACACUGACGCUUCUCCUGGACCACCUGCGCCUUGUCUCCUCCUUCCACGCCCACAACCGCAUGACUCCGCAGAACCUGGCCGUUUGCUUCGGUCCUGUGCUGCUGCCGGCGCGCCAGGCACCCGCCAGGCCCCGCAUCCGCAGCUCUGGCCCGGGCCUCUCGAAUGCAGUGGACUUCAAGCGCCACAUCGAGGUGCUGCACUACCUGCUGCAAGCCUGGCCAGAUCCACGCAGGCCCCCCGAGGCUCCGGAGCUCGUCCCUUACCUGCGGCCCAAACGACAGCCGCCGCUGCACUUGCCGCUAGCGAGCCCCGAAGUGGUGACUCGGCCCCGCGGCCGGGGCGGCCCCGAGAGUCCCCCGAGCAACCGCUACGCCGGUGACUGGAGCGUUUGUGGGCGGGACUUCCUGCCUUGUGGGCGGGACUUCCUAUCCGGGCCGGACUACGACCACGUGACGGGCAGCGACAGCGAAGACGAGGACGAAGAGGCUGGCGAGCCGACGGUCGCCACCGACUUCGAAGACGACUUCGAGGCUCCCUUCAACCCGCACCUGAACCUCAAAGACUUUGAUGCCCUCAUCAUGGACCUGGAGAGAGAGCUCUCCAAGCAGAUCAACGUGUGUCUGUGAGCCGGGCGGGGCCGGACCCCGAUUACUAAGGCCGGGCUCCUGGUUGCUAAGGCGGUGCCCUAACGACCUAGGGGGACCAGACCUGUAGCUCAGGCCUAGCUCCUGGUUCCUGGGGAGUUGCCUAGUGACCAGCCAACCCAUUGCUGAGAAUCAUUCCUCGUUUCCAGUGCUCAACAUUUGGGCACCGGUUGCGAAGGCCGGGGAUUGGGAAUUUUCGGGACCAGCUAUUGUGGCUAUCUUUUCUGAGUACCAAGGGCUUCUCCCUGGCUGCCAAAAGGCAGUUCUGCUUGCAGGGCUGGCUGGCCUCUUGCUUCCCCUUAGCCAGGGAAACGCCAGUUACUGUGAGCAUCACCCUGGGAUGGUGAGACACCCCCCAAGUCAGUCCUCUUGCUGCUGCCAACCAAAUCAGUAUUAGCUUUGAGCACUGCACUCUGCUUCUCCCUCGGCGGGCCCAAGGACUAUCAUGAGGUACUGUUUGAGGCAGGGUGGGGGGAAAGCCCCUAUCCUGGGCUCUGGCUGGAUAGGGGCAGCCUGAGGCUUACAGGAAAACAGCUGGUUUCCCCACCCUCUUUUCCAAGGAAAACCCCAUGAUUGCCUCAAACCAGCAAAAGUAGAUAGCAGAGUAUGGCCCUUCCCAAUUCUUCCUCCCCAUUCCUGAAGAAAUUGAGCACUUAUAAGACCUCCUUUUCGGAGGGGCCCCACCUGAAGUGUCAGGCUGGGGGCACUUUGGUACGGAACAUAUUUAUUGCCUCCGUGCGUGUGUGUCUGUGUGUGAGGACUAGUGUGCAUGGACAUGUCUAGAGCAGGCAUGUGGGGCUCUUUCAGGGACCACAGAGCGGGGAAAGAGUUUGCAGUGCCCAGGCACCCUGAAAUCCCCAGUAAUGGUGCCUCAGUGAGCCCCAGAGUUCCAGUGGGAGAGUAGGGUCCCCUCCUGUCUCCUCCCUCUUUCCCUCACUUCCAUCUUUGUGGACAAUAAAUCAGUAUGCACAGGU
Balaenoptera musculus (blue whale) is the source of this 3250-nucleotide messenger RNA. It is a transcript of the gene SYDE1, whose product is annotated as synapse defective Rho GTPase homolog 1. Gene Ontology annotation, biological process: signal transduction. The record is from RefSeq and is a predicted model, not a curated record. NCBI's taxonomy places the organism in Eukaryota, Metazoa, Chordata, Mammalia, Artiodactyla, Balaenopteridae. The transcript is spliced from 8 exons. The coding region runs from base 51 to 2258 and encodes 735 amino acids.